AUGGUGAGCCAGCUAGUUUGGCAGCGGGCUAAUGCCUCUCGCAGGCUGGCCGCGCGCCUGUCCCCACAACGAAUUACCCGUGGCCUGGCCACCGAAGCCUCCUCCUCCCGGAUGCCGCCCUACCCCAAGAUUGUCCGAAACCUCGAGCAGGUUCGCAAGGUUCUCGGCUCCGAUCGUGCCUUGACUCUUGCUGAGAAGAUUCUGUACGCUCAUUUGGCCAAUCCCGAGGAAUCGUUGCUUUCCGGUACCAACAAUGGCCGUGACAUUCGCGGCAAUGCCAACUUGAAGUUGAAGCCCGAUCGUGUGGCCAUGCAGGAUGCCUCCGCCCAGAUGGCCCUGCUCCAGUUCAUGUCCUGCGGUCUGCCUUCAACCGCUGUUCCUGCCAGUAUUCACUGCGACCACAUGAUUGUUGGUGAGCGUGGUGCCGACACUGAUCUUCCCGCCUCGAUCAAGGGUAACAGCGAGGUGUUCGACUUCCUGGAGAGUGCUGCCAAGCGUUACGGUAUUGAGUUCUGGCCCCCUGGUGCUGGUAUCAUUCACCAGAGCGUGCUGGAGAAUUACGCUGCCCCCGGUCUGAUGAUGCUUGGUACCGACAGCCACACUCCCAACGGAGGUGGUUUGGGUGCCAUUGCUAUUGGUGUUGGUGGUGCGGAUGCCGUCGAUGCCUUGGUCGAUGCCCCUUGGGAGUUGAAGGCGCCUAAGAUCCUCGGUGUGCGCCUUGAGGGCAAGCUGAGCGGCUGGGCCUCUCCUAAGGAUAUCAUCAUGCACCUCGCUGGCAAGCUCACUGUGCGUGGUGGUACUGGCUUCAUCGUCGAGUACCACGGACCUGGUGUGGAGACUCUGAGUUGCACUGGUAUGGCUACCUGCUGUAACAUGGGUGCUGAGGUUGGCGCUACCACUUCGCUCUUCCCCUUCUCGCCUAGCAUGGUGCCGUACCUCGAGGCCACUCACCGUGGUCACGUCGCCAAGGCUGCUGCUGAGAUUGCUGCCUCUGGCCCUCAGAACCUGCUGCGCGCUGAUACCGAGGCCGAGUACGACCAGGUGAUCACUAUUAACCUGUCUGAGCUCGAGCCUCACAUCAACGGUCCAUUCACUCCCGACCUUUCUGUCCCUCUGUCUAAGUUUGCCGACACCGUUCGCGAGAAGAGCUGGCCCGAGACUUUCGGUGCUGGUCUUAUCGGUAGCUGCACAAACUCUUCCUACGAGGAUAUGACCCGUGCUGAGCACUUGGUCAAGCAGGCCACCGCCGCAGGCUUGAAGCCUAAGGCUGACUUCUUCAUCACCCCCGGUAGUGAGCAGAUUCGUGCCACCCUCGAGCGUGACCAGACUUUGUCCACUUUCUCCGAGGCUGGUGGCAUUGUUCUCGCUAACGCCUGUGGUCCUUGCAUUGGUCAGUGGAACCGUACUGAUGAGACCCCCAAGAACGAGGAUAACGCCAUCUUCACUUCUUACAACCGUAACUUCCCCGGUCGUAACGAUGGCAACCGUCGUACUAUGAACUUCUUGGCUUCCCCCGAGCUGGUCACUGCCCUCGCCUACUCUGGUACCACUACCUUCAACCCCAUGACCGACUCCCUGACCACCCCAAGCGGCGAGGCCUUCAAGUUCGAGGCCCCUUCGGGCUUUGACCUGCCCAGCGCUGGUUUCGAGGCUGGUAACCCCAAGUUCCAGCCUACUGCCGCCAUCCCCGAUGCCAGCGUCGAGGUCUCGGUCUCGCCCACCUCUGACCGUUUGGCCUUGCUGGAGCCUUUCGCUCCCUUCCCCGAGGGUGACCUUUCCGGUCUGCAGGUUCUGUACAAGGUCAAGGGCCAGUGCACAACUGAUACCAUCUCGGCCGCUGGACCCUGGCUCAAGUACAAGGGUCACUUGCCCAACAUUUCUGCCAACACUCUCAUCGGUGCCGUCAACGCCGCCACUGGCGAGACCAACGUCGCCUACGACGAGAACGGUAACAAGUCCGGUAUUCCCGAGCUCGCCGAGCAGUGGAAGAACCAGGGCAAGGAGUGGCUUGUCGUUGCUGAGGACAACUACGGUGAGGGCUCUGCCCGUGAGCACGCUGCCCUGCAGCCCCGUUUCCUCGGAGGCCGUGUCAUUGUCUCCAAGAGCUUUGCCCGUAUCCACGAGACCAACCUGAAGAAGCAGGGUGUUGUCCCUCUCACCUUUGCUAACCGUGAGGACUACGACCGCAUUGAUGCCUGUGACACCGUCGACACCGUCGGCCUGUACGACACCCUCAAGGCCGGUGGCCAGGGUGAGAUCCAGCUGCGCGUCACCAAGCGCAAGACUGGCGAGACCUUCCUUGUCCCUACCAACCACACUCUCAGCAAGGACCAGUCUGGAUUCAUCCUUGCCGGUAGUGCCCUGAACCUGCUGGCCAAGCAGGCUCAGAAGUCAUAG
Penicillium pulvis is the source of this 2397-nucleotide messenger RNA. RefSeq names its product aconitate hydratase ACO2. The record is from RefSeq and is a predicted model, not a curated record. NCBI's taxonomy places the organism in Eukaryota, Fungi, Ascomycota, Eurotiomycetes, Eurotiales, Aspergillaceae. The transcript is spliced from 2 exons. Gene Ontology annotation, biological process: tricarboxylic acid cycle. Gene Ontology annotation, molecular function: 4 iron, 4 sulfur cluster binding; aconitate hydratase activity. The coding region runs from base 1 to 2397 and encodes 798 amino acids. Gene Ontology annotation, cellular component: mitochondrion; cytosol.